This is a messenger RNA of Diospyros lotus (date-plum), 895 nucleotides long. RefSeq names its product calmodulin-7. The record is from RefSeq and is a predicted model, not a curated record. The coding region runs from base 125 to 574 and encodes 149 amino acids. Lineage: Eukaryota; Viridiplantae; Streptophyta; Magnoliopsida; Ericales; Ebenaceae. Gene Ontology annotation, molecular function: enzyme regulator activity; calcium ion binding. The transcript is spliced from 2 exons.
UCUCUCUCUCUCUCUCCGUGUCUCCGGUUCGCCAAAAGCCCAAGCGGAUCAAAUUUUCCUUGGUCUCUUUCCUCGAGAUUUCCCUUUUUGCCUUUCUUUCUCUCUUGCGAUUGAGAACACAAGAAUGGCCGAUCAGCUCACCGACGAUCAGAUCUCCGAAUUCAAGGAGGCCUUCAGCCUCUUCGACAAGGACGGCGAUGGCUGCAUCACUACUAAGGAGCUUGGAACAGUGAUGCGUUCGUUGGGACAGAACCCGACAGAAGCUGAGCUUCAGGACAUGAUCAAUGAGGUUGAUGCUGAUGGAAAUGGAACUAUUGAUUUCCCGGAGUUCCUCAACUUGAUGGCCCGAAAGAUGAAAGAUACCGACUCUGAGGAGGAGCUCAAGGAAGCUUUUAGGGUUUUUGACAAGGACCAGAAUGGUUUUAUUUCUGCUGCUGAGCUCCGCCAUGUUAUGACAAACCUUGGUGAAAAACUCACAGAUGAGGAAGUUGAUGAGAUGAUUCGCGAGGCUGAUGUGGAUGGUGAUGGACAGAUCAACUAUGAGGAGUUUGUCAAGGUCAUGAUGGCCAAAUGAUGAUAAUGAAUCCAGCGCUAAUAUAUCUGAGAAAAAACAAAAGGGAAACAUGGCAGAUAAGGAUGAGUGGAUCUCUAUUUCUGGUUAGGACGUGUUCCGUCGUUUGGUAUUUUAGGUCUGUUCUGUCGUUUGUCCAUUUCCCUGUUUUCAUUGUUUUGUAAUGCUGCCUUUAAAUAUCUGUUUUGUCUUCUUCGUCUCUUGCUUUAGUUUGGAUUGUUAGUAUCCUUUCUUCCUCUGGAAUUUUCUAUUUACAUAUGGUAUUUUGUUAUGAACCUAGAACAAUUGGGACAAAAUUUUAUGUUUUGGUUAUGGGUUGGCUAA